Molecule: messenger RNA, 1407 nt
Organism: Verticillium dahliae VdLs.17
Lineage: Eukaryota; Fungi; Ascomycota; Sordariomycetes; Glomerellales; Plectosphaerellaceae
Product: lactose permease
Exons: 7
Coding region: 1-1407 (468 amino acids)
Biological process (GO): carbohydrate transport; transmembrane transport
Cellular component (GO): membrane
Molecular function (GO): carbohydrate:proton symporter activity
Source: RefSeq, a predicted model, not a curated record
AUGGACACAUGGCAGGCUUACAUUGAUCAUCCCACUGGUUCUCGCCUAGGACUUUACAGUGCUGUCCCCGGUCUCGGUGGCCUGGCUGUUCUGCCCAUAGCGCCCUAUCUUGCAGAUAUCCUCGGACGCAAGAUUGGAACCGCCGUUGGCUGCUCAAUGAUUGUCGCCAGCACAUUGAUGCAGGCCUUGACACGAUCGCAUCCCCACAGCAGCCGCGAUGCGCUCUUACUGAUCGGUCGUAUCCUAAUGGGUGCUGGAAGCAACGUUGCGAAUGUCACCGCUCCUCUCCUCAUCACUGAAGCCAUCAUCGCAGCAUGGACCUGCUUCGGGACCCUCAACAAUCUGUCUGGCGAUCUGCAGUGGCGUCUUCCUAUGGGCCUUCAGUGCCUCAUGCCUGGCAUUCUGCUCAUCGUAAUCUGGUUCAUCCCCGAGAGCCCUCGAUGGCUAAUUAGCAAGGAAAGACACGAGGACGCGCGCAAGGUGCUUGUCAAGUACCACGGAAACGGCGACGAAAACGAUGCUUUUGUGCGCUGGGAACUGGCUGACAUCUCCAACACUCUUCAGCUCGAGCGUAGCGCCGCGGCCAAUAACGGGUGGAAGGAGCUGGUGCGCACCAAGGGCAACCGCAAGCGAUGCUAUCUCAUCCUUGCCACAGCUUUCUUCUCGCAGUGCAGCGGCAACGGUUUGGUUUCGUACUAUCUUUCUGUGAUUCUCAACAGCAUUGGUAUCGAAGAGUCAAGUGCCAUCACCCAGUCCUAUAUCAACGGCGGCUUGACCAUUUGGUGCUGGCUUGUCUCCCUUUUCGCCGCCUGCUUCGUUGACCGCCUCGGCCGCCGCUCCCUCUUUCUUUUUGCCGGCAUCGGCAUGCUCCUUUCCUUCUCCGUCUGGACUGCCUGCAGCGCGGUAUACGAGCAGACGGGCUCGAAGCCUGCCGGCACCGCCGUCGUCGCCAUGAUCUUUGUCUUCUAUGGCGUUGCCGGUGCUGCUUGGCCCGGCCUGACCGUCAGCUACACCGUCGAAAUUCUGCCUUAUAACAUCCGGGCCAAGGGUCUCAUGCUCUGCUUCUUCGGCACCUCGGUCGCAGGCGUGUUCAACCAAUGGGUCAACCCACUUGGUCUCGAGGCUCUAGCGUGGAAGUUUUACUGUGUGUACAUUGCUGUCUUGGUCAUUGAGGUUCUCGUCAUUUACUUCUUCUUCGUGGAAACUAAGGGACCUACCCUCGAGGAGAUGGCCAUUCUUUUCGAUGGCCCAGAGUCUGCGGCUGCCUAUGGUCGGGCAGAGGCGCAUGCGAAGCUGCAGGUCACGCAACAGGAGCAGAAGGACGAGAAGGCUGGAUUGCAAAUUUGCGCCAUGUGUUGUGCAAGCCCGGCUAAAAAUGCAGCAUGGGAAGAGAAUGGUGUUCACUAG